GUAAGUGGAGCCGGCCCGAGAGAGUUCUUCGCCUGGACCGCCCUUCCUUCCCUGCUCAGCCCUCCCGCCCCCACGGCCUUGACCUUGGAGCCGCGUCCAGUCCUGGGGCUGAUGAAGUGAGCCGGCGGGUGGGCGUCCCGGGAGCGCUCCUUUAGCCGCGGUGGCCGCCCCGAGCCCGAGCCCGAGCACGAGCCCCCCCGAAGCCGGAGCCCCGGAGCCUCCCCGCCGCCUCCCUCGGGUCCCGCCAUGCCGUCCGUGCAGCUGCCGCCCAAGGAGGGUAACCUCUUCAAACGGAUCCUGAAAUGUUAUGAACAGAAGCAGUACAAAAAUGGUCUCAAAUUCUGCAAGAUGAUUCUGUCAAAUCCAAAGUUUGCUGAACAUGGAGAGACCUUGGCUAUGAAAGGGUUGACACUGAACUGUUUAGGAAAGAAAGAAGAAGCGUAUGAAUUUGUUCGUAAAGGACUUCGGAAUGAUGUCAAGAGUCACGUCUGUUGGCAUGUAUAUGGGCUUUUGCAGCGUUCUGAUAAGAAAUAUGAUGAAGCUAUAAAGUGUUAUCGAAAUGCCCUCAAAUUAGAUAAAGACAAUCUGCAAAUCCUGAGGGACCUCUCUUUGUUACAGAUCCAAAUGAGAGACCUUGAAGGCUAUCGUGAGACAAGGUAUGAACUUCUUCAGCUGCGCCCAACACAACGUGCAUCGUGGAUUGGAUAUGCUAUAGCAUAUCAUUUGCUGAAAGAUUAUGAUAUGGCACUAAAACUAUUGGAAGAGUUUAGAAAGACUCAGCAAAUUCCACGUAAUAAAAUAGACUAUGAGUAUAGUGAACUGAUACUCUACCAGAACCAAGUGAUGAGAGAGGCAGAUCUAUUUCAAGAAUCUUUAGAACAUAUAGAAACACAUGAAAAUCAAAUCUGUGAUAAACUUGUAGUAGAAGAAAUUAAGGGAGAAAUGCUGUUGAAAUUGGGAAGAUUGAAAGAAGCUGGUGAAAUAUUCAAAGAUUUGAUUGAUCAGAAUGCUGAAAACUGGAAUUACUAUGAAGGCUUAGAGAAAGCUCUGCAACCUCGCACCUUAGAAGAGAGGCUUCAUAUUUAUGAAGAAAUAAGUAAGCAGCACCCUAGAGCACUUUCACCCAGAAGAUUACCUUUAAACUUUGUCUCAGGUGAAAAAUUUAGAGAACUAAUGGAUAAGUUCCUGAGGGUUAACUUCAGUAAAGGCUGCCCACCCUUGUUUACCACUUUGAAAUCUUUAUAUUACAAUACAGAAAAGGUUGCUAUGAUACAGGAACUUGUUACUAGUUAUGAAGCUUCUCUAAAAACUUGUGAAUUAUUUAGUCCUUAUGAGAAUGGAGAGAAGGAACCCCCAACAACACUACUCUGGGUUAGAUAUUUCCUGGCACAACACUUUGACAAACUUGGCCAAUGCUCAUUGGCUUUAGAUUACAUUAAUGCUGCAAUUGCAAGCACUCCAACUUUAAUAGAACUAUUUUAUAUAAAGGCAAAAAUUUAUAAGCAUAUAGGUAAUUUAAAGGAAGCCGCUAAGUGGAUGGAUGAAGCACAGUCUUUGGACACAGCUGAUAGAUUCAUAAACUCGAAAUGCGCAAAAUAUAUGCUACGAGCAAAUAUGGUGAAAGAGGCAGAGGAUAUGUGUUCCAGAUUCACAAGGGAAGGGACACCAGCCAUGGAAAAUCUAAAUGAAAUGCAGUGUAUGUGGUAUCAGACAGAAUGUGCUUCAGCUUAUCAGAGACUGGGGAAAUAUGGUGAAGCCUUGAAAAAGUGCCAUGAAGUAGAAAGGCAUUUUUUUGAGAUAACAGACGAUCAGUUUGACUUCCAUACAUACUGCAUGAGAAAGAUGACUCUUCGUGCCUAUGUUGACCUAUUGCGAUUAGAAGAUGUACUCAGAAAACACACCUUCUAUUUCAAGGCUGCCCGAUCUGCAGUCGAAAUAUACUUGAAAUUGCAUGAUAAUCCAUUAACCAAUGAAAGCAAAGAACAAGAAGUGAAUUCAGAAAACCUUUCAGCCAAAGAAUUAAAGAAAUUGCUCAGCAAGCAGAGAAGAGCCCAGAAAAAAGCUAAAUUGGAAGAAGAGAGGAAGCAUGCCGGAAGAGAACGGCAACAGAAAAAUCAGAAGAAAAAGCGAGAUGAGGAAGAAGAAGAAGCCAGUGGCCUCAAGGAAGAAUUAGUGCCAGAAAAACUUGAAAGGGUAGAAAAUCCAUUAGAGGAAGCUAUCAAGUUCCUUAUGCCACUUAAGACUCUUGUUGCUGAUAACAUAGACACUCAUCUUUUAGCGUUUGAAAUAUACUUUAGAAAAGGAAAAUUUUUGUUAAUGUUGCAGUCGGUCAAAAGAGCUUUUGCUAUUAACUGUAAUAACCCUUGGCUACAUGAGUGUUUAAUUAAAUUCUCUAGAUCUGUAUCUAAUCAUAGUAAUCUCCCAGAAAUAGUGAAUAAAGUCCUAACCCAAGAAAUGCAGAAAAUCUUUGUUAACAAGGAUUUGGAAAGUUUUAAUGAAGAAUUUCUCAAACAUAAUGCUACCUCUAUUCAGCAUCUACUUUCAGGUGCUAAAAUGAUGUAUUUCCUAGAUGAAUCAAGACAAGAGAAAGCAAUUGCUAUUGCCACUAGAUUGGAUGAAAGUGUAAAAGAUAAAAAUGUGAAGACUUUAACAAAAGUCUUUGAGGCGUUGGUUGAUGGCAGCUUUGGGAUCUGUAAUACCCAGUAUGAAGAAUACCGGAUGGCAUGCCAUAAACUGUUUCCCUUUUCACCUGCCUUUCUGCCUCCUACAAAUGAGGAUGAUGUUAGUACUGCAUCAGUAAACCAUACAACUAUUAACCAUGAUGUGAUGGCGAAUGAAAUUUGACUUAUAGUCUCAUGGCUGGAUUCAGAUCAGGGUUACUUUUCCAGGGUGCAUUUUUUUUGGGGGGGGGUGAGGCAGUUGGGGUUAAGUGACUUGCCUAGAGUCACACAGCUAGUAAGCGUUAAGUGUCUGAGGCCGGAUUUGAACUCAGGUCCUCCUGAAUCCAGGGCCGGUACUCUAUCCACUGUGCCACCUAGCUGCCCCAGCCAGGGUGCAUUUUAAUAUCUCAUAGGCAUAAAGUGAAAUAUUUGGGUAGUAUAAUUUAAAAAUGGCUUUUGUUCUUGUUGUUCUCUUGACCCCCAAAUGCCAGUGUUUAUGUAAACCUUAUCUGUAAUCACCAUUUGACAUGUUUAUACUUGUAUAGUUUGUCCUAUCAACUGAACUCCCAAAUUAUGAACAUUACAGGAACAUAGAGGGACUCUGCUUUCACCUGUGUGUUACAAAAAUAUAAUAAUUUCUUACUGAUUAAACUUAGACACUGGACAAUUUUAGCUAAUUACAUUGGAUAUAAUACCAGUGUUCCCACUACAUUUUAUUUCAGGUCUUUAAUUUGAAUCCUCCUUGGUGGGGUUUUAAAGCUUUUCAUUAUGAAUGUUCUUAGGCUGUUUUAAAGAUUUUUUUUAAAAAUAUGGGCCCUAAUGUGGGAGGUAUAGAGGUGUUUUUUAAGAAUUGUAAGUUGGGAUUGUUUAUGUUUUUCAUGAUUUAAACCAACAUUAUCAGUGAGAUGUAUUGCUCAAAUACCAAUGCCCUUCUUUUAUUUUCAGAAAUGCUAAUCUAACAGUUUAAGCAAGAUACUCCAAUUUUGUGAUUUAGUGAUUAAGCAUGUGGAGAUUAGUUCCUCUCCAAAUCAUAGAAAUUCACUGGGCAGUUUACAUAUUUCCAGAAAAGUCAUGGCCAAGAAAUAUAAUGCUUUCUUCACUAAAUUGCUUUCAGUAACUAUUAAAACAAUUUAUUUUAAAAGAGUGUUUUUUUGUAUUUGUUCUUCAAGGGAGGGCAAUAGGCUGACUUUAAAAUUAUAAUGAAAAACUUUCUUACUCUUCAUGUGUGGUGCAUUAACUGGUAAAUGCAUUCAAACAUACCGCAUAGCAAAACGAAUGUUUAAACUUUGAUUAGAUUAGCCAGUAAAAAUAUGAUCCUGCUCAACAAUAUGGCUUUUUUGGGGAAAGGCAAUAGCUUUUUAUUCUAUGAGAAAGGCUCUCAACCUUAAAGAAGGAUACUGGGGCUUGUACAGAAAAAUUGAAAUCAUUCAGUGUUUUUGUUUUUAUUUUACUGCUAUGUAAAUAUUUCAGUAAUAUUAACUAGACCCUUUAAGGCAAAAACAAGGGGAGAUUUUAUUAAGAUAAGUAAACUGUUCUAAUUGAAAUGGUUUAUUUUCUGCCUCAUGUAUUUAGGUUCCAAAUUUUUGGCUAAAAAAUUCGCUGUAAAAUAAUGCCAACCAAUGUAAUGCUGCAAUAAAUUAUUUUGUAUACAGUUUUCCUUUGGGGUUUGACUUCUUUAUGUCAGUUUCAUAAUCAAAGAGCAUUAUUCGUUUUGUACAAUGUUCAUCUUAUGCAGAGGUGGUAAAAACUUAGUUUUAAAUCUUUUUAAGUGGUGGAGAGUCAUUCUCACCUAGGCAUCAAAUAUACUUAAGUUUCCAGACUUCAAACAGUAUGCUCUGUGUUUUGCAAAUUGUG
Messenger RNA from Dromiciops gliroides (monito del monte), 4514 nucleotides. RefSeq names its product N-alpha-acetyltransferase 16, NatA auxiliary subunit (gene NAA16). Bases 247 to 2844 code for a protein of 865 amino acids. Gene Ontology annotation, molecular function: protein binding; protein-N-terminal amino-acid acetyltransferase activity. The transcript has 20 exons. Lineage: Eukaryota; Metazoa; Chordata; Mammalia; Microbiotheria; Microbiotheriidae. Gene Ontology annotation, biological process: N-terminal peptidyl-methionine acetylation. The record is from RefSeq and is a predicted model, not a curated record. Gene Ontology annotation, cellular component: cytoplasm; NatA complex.